Molecule: messenger RNA, 2166 nt
Organism: Lodderomyces orthopsilosis Co 90-125
Lineage: Eukaryota; Fungi; Ascomycota; Pichiomycetes; Serinales; Debaryomycetaceae
Gene: AGC1
Product: amino acid transporter
Exons: 1
Coding region: 1-2166 (721 amino acids)
Biological process (GO): L-glutamate transmembrane transport; malate-aspartate shuttle; aspartate transmembrane transport
Molecular function (GO): L-glutamate transmembrane transporter activity; L-aspartate transmembrane transporter activity
Source: RefSeq, a predicted model, not a curated record
AUGUCUACUGAGAUAAAAGCCAAAGAGAUUUUCAACGAUUUUGCGACUGUUGGCAAGAAUCAAGAGAAAGUAUUGACUUUACCUGAUUUCAUCAAUGUUUUAUCACCAUUUCAAACUGAUAUCCCCAAGUCAGCAUUCUCACUUUUGUACCUAGUUGCUGACACUGAGAAAAAGGGCUUUGUUACUGAGGCUAACUGGUUACACUUUAUCAACACUUUGACCUCGACUGAUGGUGAAUAUAAAUUGUUGUAUGAAUUUUUAUCCUCGAGUGAUAAUGUUAACUCAAAAAUCACCUAUCAUCAAUGUGUCGAUAUUUUGAACAAGAUCAAUUCAUCCAUCGACCCUCAAUAUCAACAAAAAUUGAUCAAGUUGAACUGGAUUUAUUUCCCCAAAUUUUUUGAACCAAAGGGAGAGAUUGGAUUCAAUGAUUUUGUCACUUUGAUCAGCUUCUUACCCGUUACGAAAUUAAUUGGAAAUUUUGAAGUCGCUGCUGGUAAGAACAAGACAAUUUCAGGUGAAGAUUUAGUGAGAAUCUUGACGAACACGUUUAGUCAUAAAUUAUCUGAUAAAUUGAAGAAAAACUUACCUAACAUCACUGGAUUCUUUGAUAACCAAAAGGAAUACUCACUAUCCAAUGUCUUAUUUAUCUAUGAUACAUUGAGUAAGGUCGACAUGAUUAAUGAAGUUAUUGUAAAUACCCCACCAACAACUAAAGAUAAGGCUGAUAUCAUCAUUAACAAAAAGGAUUUGUACAAUCAUUUGAACGAUCCAUUAUUGAAAUCAGCUAACUUUAGACAAAUUUCAAACUUGUCUUUGGAUUUGAUUUACUACUUGAUCAACCAAGAGAGUGGUGAUAGCAUCCCUCGUAAACAAAUGAUGUCAUUCUUGAACCCCAACGUUAGUAACAAUGUUAAUUCCUUGGCUCCGAUAUUUGAGCAUCCUCAAAGUCGUCAUUCGACUCAUGAAUCCAGCGACAACUUUUCCUUGUGGCCAAUUUACGACUCAUUGUAUUCAUUUUUCCUUGGGUCCAUUGCUGGAUGUAUUGGUGCUACUGCUGUUUACCCUAUUGAUUUGGUCAAAACUAGAAUGCAAGCCCAAAAGCACAAGGCAUUGUACGAUAACUCAUUGGACUGUUUCAAGAAAAUUUUGAGAAAAGAAGGUUUUAAGGGAUUAUAUUCAGGUUUGGCUGCUCAAUUGGUGGGUGUUGCUCCAGAAAAAGCUAUUAAAUUGACAGUCAAUGAUUUGGUUCGUAAAAUUGGAACUGCGGAAGAUGGAUCAAUUACCAUGAAUUGGGAAAUUUUGGCUGGUAUGUCUGCUGGUGCUUGUCAAGUCAUCUUUACUAAUCCUUUGGAAAUUGUAAAGAUUAGAUUGCAAAUGCAAGGUAAUACCAAGAAUUUGACGCAACCGGGUGAAAUUCCAAUCAAACAUAUGAGUGCCAGUCAAAUUGUUAGACAGUUGGGUCUCAGAGGUUUAUAUAAGGGCGCGACUGCAUGUCUUUUAAGAGAUGUGCCUUUUUCAGCAAUUUAUUUCCCAACGUAUGCCAACUUGAAAAAGUACAUGUUUGGUUUCGAUCCGAAUGAUUCUACCAAGAAGCAAAAAUUGUCAACAUGGCAAUUGUUGGUAUCUGGUGCUUUGGCUGGUGCCCCAGCUGCCUUCUUCACCACUCCUGCUGAUGUAAUAAAAACUAGAUUACAAGUUGCCGGUAAAAAGAAUGAUAUUAAGUAUAAAGGUAUCUUUGAUUGUGGUGCUUCAAUUUUGAAACAAGAAGGAUUUUCUGCAUUUUUUAAAGGUUCAUUGGCCAGAGUAUUUAGAUCAUCACCACAAUUUGGUUUUACUUUAGCUUCUUAUGAGUUAUUGCAAAGCUUGUUCCCAUUGACACCACCAAUUACCAGAGAAUCCAAUUUUAAGGCCAUUAGCGGUUAUCCAGGUGUUUAUAACUUGACCAACGACCAAGUCUACAACUCACAAGAGAAAGGUGAUAGGUUGAUUUAUCUCAACAAGUCAGCCAUUGACCCGAACGUCAACAAAGACCAAGAUGCAUUGGUCAAAUUGCCUGCUAAUUAUACAUACAAAUCAUAUGAUGCUAUGACAUUGUUUAUGGAUAUUGAUUACAAAUUUGGAAAGUUCGAUUACAAUUCAUACUUAAACUAUAUUCAAAAAAAGUAA